This is a messenger RNA of Trichomycterus rosablanca, 1891 nucleotides long. RefSeq names its product histone deacetylase 8 (gene hdac8). NCBI's taxonomy places the organism in Eukaryota, Metazoa, Chordata, Actinopteri, Siluriformes, Trichomycteridae. The record is from RefSeq and is a predicted model, not a curated record. Gene Ontology annotation, biological process: negative regulation of transcription by RNA polymerase II. The transcript is spliced from 11 exons. Gene Ontology annotation, molecular function: histone deacetylase activity. Gene Ontology annotation, cellular component: nucleus. Bases 69 to 1205 code for a protein of 378 amino acids.
UUCUGAAGAGAGCAGUCUGUAUAUCUUUGUUUUAAUUGAAUUUAUAAAUUGUAUUUACACGGUAUUAAAUGUGUGACAGAGGCGACUGUAAUGAUGAAAACGUCAGUAAACGAAGCGUGGUGUAUAUUUACAGUCCGGAGUAUGUGCAGACCUGCGACUCUUUAUCAAAAGUACCGAACCGGGCAAGUAUGGUUCAUUCCCUGAUUGAAGCUUAUGACUUGUUAAAAUACAUGAGGGUGGUGAAGCCUCGUAUGGCUUCACUAGAACAGAUGGCAGUUUUCCAUACACAUUCCUAUCUGGAGCAUCUUCAUAAGAUCAGCCAGAAUGGAGAAAAUGAUGACCCACAGUCAGUAGAUUUUGGACUGGGGUACGAUUGUCCAGUGGUGGAGGGUAUAUUCGACUAUGCAGCGGCGGUUGGUGGAGCCACACUGACAGCUGCCCAGUGUCUGCUGGACAGAAAAUGUGAAGUGGCCAUCAACUGGGCAGGAGGAUGGCAUCAUGCCAAGAAGGAUGAGGCGUCAGGCUUCUGCUAUGUAAACGAUGCUGUUCUGGGAAUCCUGAAACUGCGAGAGAAAUAUGAAAGAGUGCUCUAUGUGGACGUGGACCUUCACCAUGGCGACGGUGUUGAAGAUGCCUUCAGCUUUACUUCCAAAGUGAUGACCGUGUCCCUGCACAAGUUCUCUCCUGGCUUCUUUCCAGGUACUGGUGAUGUGGGUGACACAGGUCUAGGAAAAGGUCGCUGGUACGCUGUUAACGUACCACUAGACGAUGGAAUCAGAGAUGACCGUUAUUUCCAAGUCUUUACCAGUGUCAUGCAGGAAGUAAAGGCACUGUUUAAUCCGGAGGCAGUGGUGAUGCAGUUAGGAGCAGACACCAUGGCUGGAGACCCCAUGUGCUCCUUCAAUAUGACUCCGGUCGGGGUGGGCAAGUGUCUAAACCAUGUGCUGGAGUGGGAACUGCCCACGCUGCUACUUGGAGGAGGUGGGUAUAACCUUGCCAACACUGCCCGCUGCUGGACCUAUCUAACAGCGACUGUCCUGGACCAGACUCUGUCCUCUGAGAUCCCAGACCACGAGUUCUUCACAGAAUAUGGUCCGGAUUAUUGUCUGGAGAUAAGCCCAAGCUGCCGACCCGACCGCAACGAGAGCCAGCAGCUAGAGCGAGUCAUCAGCACCAUCAAAGGGAAUCUGAAGAAUGUGGUUUAGCUGUGGGCUCAAAGCUCAUGUUUCCAAAUCAGACUUUGUGCUCUUAAUGAAGACAGUAUGUGGGAGCCAUCAGCAGAGCCCAGCUUCGGAAAACAUUGACCGAAUGUUUCCAAGGAACUUUGCCUAAUGAGGAAACGAGUGCGCCAGCGUUGUUCCAUGUGAGAGUUCCUCAUCUAACUGGGUCAUAAGGUGAAGUCUGCAGGGUUUUAAAAUGAUCUUAAAGUUGUAAUGCUCUUUUCAAUUAGAGAAGGCUUAAAGAUGAUUUAUUUAGGAUUUAAUAUGUAAUGUAAUAUGGGUAUUUGCUUCUUUUAACUAUGGUUCAGUUUUUAUAUAGUCACCACUUGUUAUCAGAAUGAAAUGCAGUUAAACUUGAAGGAUGUUGGCUCUCUUGUCAAGGACAUGACCUUGGCUUUAUUUCCAUGUAUUUUAAGUGGUUCAUGUUCCCUGGUCUGGUGAAAUUAAGUCAUUGUCAUACAGCGCUGCCAACACACACAAACUCUGCAAACACACAACACACACCUCCGCCCAAACACACAAAUUGGAAAAAGAAAGAGAAGAAGGAAAACAGAUCUGUGAGAAGUCAACUCUAAAUGCAUGAUCCCCAAAUCCCUAACAACUGAAUUUCUUGUGUGGAUUCAACCUUUGGUGUAAAUAUUUCAUCUUUUAUAAUAAAAUCCUAAAGAAAA